Seriola dumerili (greater amberjack) is the source of this 1002-nucleotide messenger RNA. RefSeq names its product phospholipid-metabolizing enzyme A-C1-like (gene plaat1l). Gene Ontology annotation, biological process: N-acylphosphatidylethanolamine metabolic process. Gene Ontology annotation, cellular component: cytoplasm. NCBI's taxonomy places the organism in Eukaryota, Metazoa, Chordata, Actinopteri, Carangiformes, Carangidae. Gene Ontology annotation, molecular function: glycerophospholipid phospholipase A1 activity; A2-type glycerophospholipase activity. The record is from RefSeq and is a predicted model, not a curated record. Bases 114 to 572 code for a protein of 152 amino acids. The transcript is spliced from 5 exons.
UUAUCACAUCAGUACAGCCUCUAUGUAAAGCAGGUGGAGUUUCUCUCUGUGUUUGUGUGGGUGGAUUUAAUUUCAGAAGCGACUGAAGAAAGCGACAGUAAAAACCUAAACCCAUGGGCCUGAAACAUUCCGCCCCUAAGUUGUUCCCGGGGGACAUCGUGGAGUACCCCAGGAACAAGUACUUCUCCCACUACGCGAUUUACUACGGAGAGAGAGACGGUGUUCCCUACGUGGCUCACCUGACAUGUCGAGAUUCCGACGCCAAGCUCCUCCUCUUUGGCCGAGCUCUGAGGUCAGAGGUCAAACUGGAUCCACUGGAGAUGCUGGGGAAAAAAUACAAGGUCAGCAACAUGCUGGACGACUCGUUCUCGGCCAGAGACUUCCACAGCGUGGUGAAGCCGGCCAUCGACGACAUGAUGGGCCGCGAGGUGACGUACGACAUCCUGUUUCACAACAGCGAGCACCAGGCCACGCUCUUCAGAUAUGGAGUCAAGAAGUCGGAGCAGAUAGAGAAGAUUUAUGAAUACAUCAUGCCGGCCUGGAAGAAGCUGUUUGAGAACAAGAAACUGUGAGAAACUGUUUUACCUGCAGUUUUCACCUCAGCCACUGGAGGGAGCCAUUGCCCCCUGAUCGCAUGUAAGAUUCAGAGAAUAAACUUGAGAUAUUCUGAGUAAAAAGUCAAAGUGUUGUUACAAUAAAGUCGUGAUUUAGACAAAAAGAGUAGCCAUAUUACGAGAUAAAGUUUUUAUUUUAAGAGAAAAAAUAAGGAAAUGUUGUUCCUUAAGAUUCAACUGGGCUUCAUUCUCAGAACAUUCUUAAAAUAUUUUGACUUUAUUCUCAAAAUGUCCAGAUCCCAAUACUCAAUACUCAACUCCCAAUACUGGUUCAUGCUAAUAUUAUCAUUAUUAUUAUUCUGUGUUAAUGUUUUUAAAAUGAGUGAAGAAAUGUGCUGAAACAUGUGGUUUGAUGAUCUGUCAAGAAUAAAGUUUCUUUUUAUUUUAA